GCCUGUUGUUCUGAGGCUGCUUUUAUUCACAUCAUUUCUAAACUGAAAGGACACAAGAAAGCUCAGGAUGACUGAAAAAGAGUUCAACCAAAGACAUGAGGAGACGGAGGAGGGAGUCCAAAACAGGUCAGUGACAGACAAGGUGUUACUGUUUUCAUGUCCACAUUAAGUUAUUUUGAAAAGCUGAGAAGAAUCCAGCAGUUAAAGACAAAAUAUGUCAGUUUUAUUUAUGUGAAUGUGUGAUCUGCCUUUCUUUGUUGAGACCACAAUCUAAAGGCCCGAGUGUUGGCAUGAGACAAAAACCACAGAGAGACCUUUAUCUGGGAUUUCUAACAAAGCAACACCUGAUAGUGAUAUCUGUGGCUGUUGGACUUGUUGUCCUGCUGAUUAUCGCUGCAGUUACUGCUGUGCUGUUCACCAGAAAGUCAGGUAUGCUCCUAAAGAUAUGUUUGUCAGAAAGGAUCAACUUUGAUCAUUUAUAAAUUGAUUAUCCCGGCUUUAAAUACAGCACUGUUGUGAAAGCUCUAACCCUCAACAAUGCCAUAGUCCAAAGUCCAGUUUGAUGAGUGCAUUGGAGUUCUUAUGAUUACACUAGCAGUUUAUUACGCAUCAUAAUGUACCUGAAGCUGGUCUGUACGUAACAGCUCCUGUGGGCUUUGUGGUCCAAAAAGAUUUUAGACAGAUAACUACAACAUAAAAAUUUCAUGAUUAGCUGAUAACUCCACUGUCUCCAAGCUCAACAACAUGGAGACAAAUACAGACAGCAGAGAGACGGGGGAAGAGAAAACAGGAGAUUAAUAUCUACUCUGGCCUUGCAUGAGUACAGGAUAACUGGUCUGAAGCAAUCCAGUCAGAAAAAGGGGAUUAACACAUGUUGAUUCGAUUAAUUCAUUGUUUAGCUGAUUUACUCUUCCUCAUGUCCUCCACUCACAGUAAGUCAUGUUGGUGUUUGUCUUUCUAAUCAGAUCCUCUCCUCUCGUUUUCCACCGGGGGAGACAUGCUGGACUUUCUGGUUCAGUCGGGGGAAAUCAUCAAACAUGACGGCCUCUUAGCAACCUGGUUUCACAGAGCAAACAGCAAGGAGGCAAUGAACAAAGCUCUCGCAAGUAAACUUCAUUCAGAAGUGAUCAAAAAUCUUUAUAUUUUCUGUCUGUAGACCUCUUCUGACUAAUGUAAUAAAAGUGAACAACACUCACUGUGAAGUUGACAUGUUGGGCUCUAUUUUCGUGUACGCCGGUGAGGUGACGGAGGGUGGCGGACCCCGCGCAGUUGUAUUUUCGUCUGGCAGAGCCCGGCGUACAGCCAGUUUGGUAUUUUCAUGGACUGAGGCGCACGGAGGCGAACCGAGAUCCACCAAGCUGGGCGUGGUGGCGUGGCUGGGGGAGGUGUCGUCAGAAUCAGCGGGCGCAGUGACAUUUUCGUGCUCGCCAGUGGCAUGUAAAGUGCGCUGAAAGAUCCCCGAUUCAAACCUGGUCAGCUUUCAGCGCAGGCGGAGCGCAGCUGGUCUAGUGGUAUUUUGGUAGACCGGCGGCGUACCGGCAUACGUCACCGAUGCCUCACAGGCAGGUUUCCACAGUGUCAGGCACAUUUCAGUGCAAUAAAUAAUCAUCAACAACGAUUAAUCUGAGUCAGCACAUACAUUUAGAUCUAUAUACAUAUAUUCUGAUCUAAAUCUGAUCUGAUGAGCGCGUUUGGCACGCGUUUGGACACACAACCUGACUGAAUCAAAACAGCUGAAACCACAUUAAAUUAAAUUAAAUAUCUAGUAAAUAAACACACAUGAAGUUAACAAGAUAUUUAAUUUGUCUCCCGCCUUUUCUUUCUUCCUCUUAUUUCUCGCGCAGCUCGACCUGGACAUGUCUCUGUGUCCUUUCUCCGUCCUGCUGCACUCUGCGGCACGUCUCCGGCGAGGCACGAAAAUAGAGCCCUAUGUGAUUGGUGGAAACAGGUCUCGGCUGUGUUAAACCCACUCCACGCCCUCUCUCCUCCCUCGCUACGAUUUACGCCGCUGGGAGGAACUGAGUUAGGGAGGGGGGAUACUUACGCCGGGCUGCGCCGCUCAACAAAAUACCAAAUUGUGCUUGGGAACGCCAUGUCGGCGCGGUGGACCUGACUUACGCCACGCCUGCGGCACGUCUCCGGCGAGGCACGAAAAUAGAGCCCUUUGUGUUGCACACUAACAAAUAUCUGAUCAGCUAAUUAACUCACAAAACUUUUCAAAACUGGACCUUUAGGUGAUUCCAUGAUUCUGGAGGCAGACGUCACUCUGGAGGGUUAUGGAACACCCAAUGAGAAGCCUAUCCCUAUCAUGGCCCAUCCUCCUGAGAUCACCAGUGACAACACUCUGGACCAGUGGUUGGAUGCUGUUCUGGCCUCCAGAAAAGGUGUGUUUCAGUGGAAGAGGAUCCAGGUGUUUAAUUGUGUCCGUCUCAGUCUCUGAUGAUUCAAAGAUGGAUUUUAAUCAUCUGUGAUUCCUUUGUAGGCAUAAAACUAGAUUUCAAGUCCUUGGCAUCUGUGGGCCAUUCACUGGACCUGCUGAGGGAAAAGAACAGCAGCGGUGGAAUAAACCGGCCUGUUUGGCUUAAUGCUGACAUCCUCCGGGGUCCAAAUGUGCCCGGAUUUAUGCCUCAGGUCAAUGGAAGCAGGUGAAGACGAAACUUUGAAAAAAUCUUAUUUUUAUUAUAUUUUAUUUUUUAUGUCUCUAUCCGUUCUUUGGCGUUCAUAGGCAUGAAAAGAAGUAAAUGCAAAGAGUUGCAUCUCAAAAAUUUAGAAUAUAGUUUAGUUGAUGAUCCUUUCUUUAAAAAUAGGUUAUAUUCUCAUAUUGAUUAAAUAUUCCAAGCCUUUUUAAAAUUUGGUGAUUUUGGCUCAAUGCCCAUGAAAAUCAUCAAGCAUCUAAAAGUAUGGUAUGAUUUUUAUUGGACCAAGAAUGAAACCUUGGGGGACACCACAGGUAACAGCUGCAGAUUAAGAGGUUUACUUGCCCAUGGAGAUACUGAAGGAUCUGAUGUGGAGAAAAGAUGGAAAUUAGGGGUCUCUGGACCUGCUUUACGGGUCCAGGGACCCCUGCCCAUUGUUGUGGAUAAGAAUACCGUAAUCUAGAUCCAGGAGUAACAAAAUGGAUUAGUGUCCUGAGUCAGCAGGUGAGAGAAGGUCAUUGGUUAUUCUUAAUGAUGCAGAUUAUUUCAGAUAUACAAUUUGGGUCAGACAGGACAGAGAUUAAAAUACUACUUUUUCUAGAAUUGGGAUAGAAAUGGCAGUUUUGAGAUGGGUCUGUAAUUGAUGAGGACUAAAGGUUUAGAAUCCUGCUAUUUUUAUGUGGUUGGAUCACAGCAUUUUUAAGUUUGCAGGAAACCAUAUAAAAUCGGGAAGAUACAUGGGCCUACUGUGGCUCUAACCGAUUUAAAGAGUUUAACUUGAGUUUACAAGGAGAGAACAAGUUGAAGGCUUCGCUGAAGAGUAUAUGAAUAAAAUAUCAAUAAUUUGUCACUGAAAAAAUUAGGAAAUGCUCACACUUUACAUCAAAUGAGUAUUUCUGAAAUAAAUGACAGAAAAUGUUAAAUUCCUGUACAAUAUUCUUACUUUUUGAGAUGUAACAGAGAGGAGAGCUGGUAAAACUUAUCUAAGGAGACGUAGUGCACAGCAAGCUGUGCAAAACAAAACUUAAGCUAGCUCACCUCCCUACAUAACAUAGUACAAUAAGUGCAUUUAAAAAUGUGCUUUCUUCUUCUUUUUACAGAUUUCUAGAGUUAAUACAGGAGAAAUUUCCAGAUGUGACAUUGUCCCCUGGAUGGAUGGUAAUUCAUGUUUUAACAUGAUUAUGUCACUGUUUAUAAGGGAAAUUUAGGCAUGGCUGAGCAUGUCAGUCAGCUGAUCAUCUGAUCAGAUCCAUAGCUUUACACUGUGAGUCUGUACCAGUGAGUAAGAAAGGAUUCAAAGCUGAUGUUGCCUCUGUUUGUCAGGUGGCCUAUGCUCCCCCUCUGUUCACUGAAACCUACUCUAGAACCAUGGUGGAGGACAUGUAUAACAUGGUCAAGAAUGUCCCACAGCAGGUGAGCUUUCAGAGGACAGGAAUAACAUGAUAUCAGUGCUCGAUCAUUUAUAGGUAGGUGUGUACUCUCCUGUUUGGUCAAAGGCACUUUGACAACCACUAAAGUUUUGCCACUUUUGUUUGUGGUGCAAAAAAUGUCAACAAAGGACUGUUAGGAAGAGGCGCCCUGCAAACUGACACCAGUUUGAUUGAGAAGAGAAUGGUAAACUUUAUUGAAAUGCUGGAAUCGAAUCUACAAUGAACAAAUAUCCUACAUCAAACUCUGUUUUUUUUUUUUUUUUUUUUAUGUUUGAAAGGUUGUCUUUGCCCUAUUCAACAGAAAUUAAGGCUUUCAAUUAUCUUCAAACCACAAAUGUCUUUGAACUUUUCACUCAGUGUCUAAGUUUUUAGGGGUCAGACUUUUGACAAGUAUCUCACCCAACCCUGAUUUAAAAAAUCCAAAAUCCAAAAUGUAGAGCAAUUUUUUUUCCCUCCCAGGUGACAUUUCCUGUCCAUGCCCUGUUGGUCCAGAGAGGGUGGCAGCACAUCAGCUGGCUCCUCAGUCAGUCACCAAGGUAACUAAUAUUUCUCUAAUUUAGGCUUUAUGAGACGAAAACCUGAAGAUCAAUCAUCUAUCGACAGUAAAGAGCCCUACAUCAGUCCUUUUAACUGAGCAUUUAAGUCACUACCAAAAGCAUUUCCUCACACACAAAGAUUCAUUUAUUAAGUAUCAAAUCAAGUAUUACCUUUAAUGUAAAAAUGAAAACAUAACUAGCACACAGAAGGUUCUGUGUUGUAGCCAUCUUUCCGCCUUAAGCUUCACCCUGAACAGGAUCACUUGCACUGCACACCAAAAACGCUUUGCACUGGGUGUCAAACAGAGCCCAGCAUUUAAGACCCGUAAAUUAGGGUCCUAAAACUGUUUUAUGGAUGUUGUUUGGUUCCUAGGUUCAGUCUGACACUGUGGCAGGGGUCAACCCACCCAAAUGUCAGUGACCUGCUGUUCAUCCGUGACAACAGCCAUCCUGCCAGAGUCUACUAUGACAUCUACGAACCAACACUGUCUGAAUUCAAACAGGCUGCAAGUAAGGAGACUGAUUGUAGUGACCCAUUUAUACAUAACCAGUGAUUUUCAAAAGCUGUUUGUCUGAGGCUUUGGAGUUGGAAAAAAAAAAAAAGUAACUUCAUUAACUCCGUGACAGUUCUGACCCAGAGUUACGUCUUAAGCUGUCUGAGUGAGAUCAGCUGUUGCUCAUGUCAAGAAUAGAAAGGACAUUUCUGAAACUCUCAUCAGAUGACAAAGCUUGACAUGGCUGGUUGUUGUGGUUUAAUCAUCGAUGUAUACAUUCUUUCCACAGGGCAGCAGGGUCGUGUCUGGAGGUUCUACCCUGGAGGAAACCUCAUGAACUUUCUGAACCCCGCCAACAGCUCAGACCUGGACUUACCAUCCACAGUCAUACAGCCCAGCAGCCUGGAUGUCAGCUGGUUUACAGUCACUGAUCGCACCUCCUUGCUGGCCCAGCUCUUAGGUUGGCACACUAGACACUCACUGUUGGUAUUUUCUGUCUUUACUGGAGAAAUGAGGAAAAAUCUAUGAGCAGUGCUGGUUAUGACACAGUGUGAUACUGCAUCAAAUCUGCAGCUCUUGACUCUGAGGUGCUCACUUGAGGCUUAGAGGCUUGGAUUUAAAAAAAAAUGCAGAGCAGCUGAACAGAGACUAAAUAAGACACCCUCCUGAUAAAAAAAUUACUAAAACGGUCUGGUAAGUCAAACACAAAGAGCUGGGUUAUAAAACUAGGCCCAGAAACUACCAUUAGAAAAUUUACAUUCACACAACCUCUCACUGGCCCUCAUUUAUCGAGCUUGCGUACGGCAGAAAACUUGCAUACACCUUGCGUACGACAAUUUUGACGUAAGGAUCGGCAUUUAUCAAAAAUGAGUGUACGCUAUGACCAAAUCUAAUGACAGGUCUGACAUCGUGUACGCAAGUUUGAGUUAGUGUGGAUCUACGGUGCAGCAAAUGUCUGUCUCAAAAUCAUUGAUAUACAAACCUCAAACCUGUCACUUAGCACAAUCAGCCAGAUUUCAUUAAAGAUUAAGACGUAAAUAAAAUAUAAUAAAAUAAAUUUAUAGUGUCCUUAGUGAAUAGGCCUAUUUGAUAACUCUGUCCAGAAACACUGCCACAGAGCAGGAGCGCCGUUUCAACAUUACGCAGACACGCCACUAUGGAGCGCUGUGUCUGACUCCUAAAAGGCAGUUAGCUCUGUUUUGGGACAGCAGCGGGGAUGUUGUUGUACAUUCCUGAAAGGGUGUGGGACAUCAUUUGAGCCAGCGCAGUUUUGCACAAUGUUGCACUGGCGAAUGGAGUACCGUUGACUGUGCCGGUGCAACGUGAGGAUCCGAUGCCUGGAGAACAAUAACGAGGAGAGACUCCACAAAGGUGCUGCACAGAGGAGACAGGACCUUAUUGAUGGAUUCUGACAUGUAAAGUGUAAGUUUAGAAAGUGCUCUUUCUAUUUAAUCAGUUAUUAAAAUCCAAUAGAAAUCCAUAAAAAUGUGCCUCAGGGGCAGCAACACACAGUUUGGUGAGGUUAAUAAUUAUUUUUGUUCAGCCUCUGUCAGACUCUCCAGUCUGCUCUACAUUACAAAGACGCAACAAAUUAAAACUAAAUACUUUUAAUAAUAGGAGCAACGUACCCUAUGUCAUGGAAAUACAAAAAAAGAGGCAUGUAUGAGAUAUUAAUUUAUCAUCAUGAGCAAUUUAUUGACUAAUGAUUUAUUCAAACUUCAGCCACUGUCCACUAUUCCACGGUAGUGCUGUUCAUUGCCACCAUAAUCCUGCUCCAGACAGGAGUUUUCUGGACUGCUUUUAUACCAGUUUUGACGCUUCCAAAGAGCAAAUCCUUGUUCAUUUCCACCACAGAUGUGAGGAUAUCCACUUUCAGCUCAGAAAAGUUUUGCAUCUUUCUAAUAUUUCUCCUCUUUCAUGUUUGACGAUCGAUUUCAGCCGCCGCAUUUAUCAAGACCCGAUCAUACAUACGCUGGAAUUGGUCUGAUACGAACCCUUUCAUAAAUCUCACGUGUCCCAUCGUACGAUGAAUCCUGUGCUCAGAUCUGCACAAAUUUGAUAAAUGAGGGCCACUAUCUCUGAUGGUGAGACAAUGAGUCAGUACUGGGAGCUGGAGCUCAAGAGUACUGUAUAUAUAAGUUUCCACCACCUGCUCCAAAUCAGGGCAAUCAGGCACACGCACACACACACACACACACACACACACACACACACACACACACACACACACACACACACACACACACACAAUGCUUGGAUUAGCGCAGGAUCAGGAUCCGGUCCUGCUCCUCUGGACAGUACCCCUUCCAGUAAGUACAACAAAGUACUGUCAACCUUGUCCCACCCUGCAGUUUAAGAUGGAAUAAAAUGGGGAAACUAGUCAACCAUCUUGAGAGGAGGUACUAGUGCUCUGCUGGUACGAGUGAGCUGGAGUGGACUAGUUUGAGGCAGGAAAACAUAAAAAGUGGGGUGGAUAUUUAUAGACGACGGAGCAGGAGGUGAACCGUCACUUGGCCCACAAAACAUGGUGCCAGCUUAUGGAACACGACCCACAGUUUUGGAGAGCCAAACCCUCUGGCUAACCCAGUACAGUGGUGCAAGGUGACGCUGUUGGACAGCGUAAUGCUUCUGUCAUGAAGUUGCCCUCUGAAAUGAGGCUCAGACCUGUCUCUGGGUAGCUCUGCAUUGGACAAACUGAGCAGCUUAAAGCACUCCUAUGUCCUUCUAGAAAAAGGGGUGGUUGAUAUCCAUACUGAUACUUAAACGGUGAGAGGCUGGGGAUGUGUGCUUCAGGGUGUUGCAAGAAUAUUCUGCCAUGGGUAGCUGCUCACUCCAAGUGGUUGGGUUUGCAGAGACAAGUCAACAUAGAGUCCUCUCCAGGGUUUGAUUUGUGCUCUCUGUCUGGCAUAAAGCCUUGGAUAAAGCCUCAAGGACAAACUGGCAGAGGCACCAACAAGGGUGUGAAAUGCCCUCCAGAACUGGGAAGAAAAUUGUGGACCAACCCCUACCAUGAUAACUGUGCACUCCUUUGACAGAGGUCACUCAGUAAUAAAAUCCAGGGCCAUGUGUGGCCAUGGUCAAUGAGGACUGGGCAGAGGCUGAAGAAGACCACAGGGGGGGACACAGAUGUGGUACAAGCUUCCAGCAACUCCUGCACACCUUUCCCCAUCUAAGGCCACAAGUAUCUUCUUCCAAGGAAAUCCAGGGUGCAGCAUACCCCUGGAUUAUCAGUACGGUGGUACGAGUGUCCCCACUGGAGAACCUUUGAGCGCACACCUGUUGGAACAAAUUACUGACCGCUGAGCCUCUUGAACCACUGUAUCUAUUCCCCUAAGUGGUGCAAGGAUGCGACUGGAUGGAACAAUGGGCCCAGGAGACUCGUCCUGGCCUGAACUGUGAAACUGACAUGCAUGUCUGGCAUUGCCACAUCUGAAAUGAUCUAUUCUGCAGAGAAGGAGGGAGGAUGGUGGUCUGGAUGUUUUUCUGAACUUUGAACUUUAUUCUUGGGUGUUUGUGCUAAGGCCCCUGAUCUCCUGAUUUGACUCCCACUCCUCUGUCUUUCGGCACAUGUUGGAGAACAAUUGUUUCCGUAGUCAUUUCAAGAUGUUCUCUUUAUCAACAUAUUUUAAAAACAUUGUCAACUAGGCCCUGGUCCCAUUAAUUCUCAUCAUGUGCUGGUAUGGAAAUUAACUAAAAACCACUGUUGUCUUUCCUUCAAGGGGCACACUUUUUCUCCAAUAUUCAAUAAUAGGGUACUUCUGAUUGGAGGAGGACCUAUCUCUUCUUCCCCACCUUGUCUUACUCCCUGUAGAGAAGAUCUGGAGGAGAAACUGUCCAGACCUAGCCCAGGAUUUCAAUGGGCAUGUGGUGUGGCCCAGAAUUCACAAUGCAGAUCAUGAGCAAAUUCACUUUAAUUUCCUACACUGAACAUACUGUAUUUCACCCUUGUCAAGCUCUAUGACUUGAAAAUCAGUAAUGAUCCAUGUUGUAAUCUAUGCUCAUUAAAAGCUUAGAGUUCAUUAUUCUACUCUUUAAGUAUUCCACUGCACAUGUGUCAGCGUGCUGUUUGAAAUCCUCCCGGCUGCUCUACCACUUGGAUACAUUUUAGCAGAUUUUAACCGGUUUUAAGUAUCUUUUUUUUACCAGAUUUUUAGAUACUUUCGAUUUUUUUACCGUCUCUUGUGUGUGAAAGGACUUUCUUAUUUUUCGGCUCACUAAAUGCUAAUAUUCUUGGAUAACCAAGCCGAUUUUAGAAGCAAAAUCUGUGAGCUGGAGCAGCGAAUCUCAACACUAUACCAGAUCCAGGACACCGAGAAGUACUUGGACACAAUAAUCCUCAGAGCGGCUCCGGCUUCCUCGGGUGCCAAGUUGAAGGACACAGCCCCUGUUGCGUCUUCCUCUAUGGAUGUGGCCUCCACAUUUCCCGGGGCCUCUGCUGCUUCCAUCGUGGCCCCAAUUCCUGCUUCACGGUCGAUGACUGUCGAGCCACCUCGACAAUCUGUGGGCUCUUUUGGGAGCCAAACUCAAAGUCUCAGCCGGUGCUUCGCGCUUCCACCUCUCCGCCUGGUUGAAUCAAAACAACUCGGACUCCAGUGUGGAUCUACCUGGGUUCACUCUCAUAAGGUCAGACAGAGAUGCUCAAGCUAGUGGCAAGAAGAAAGGAGGAGGUCUGGCUUUAUUUGUCAACCAGAGAUGGUGUAACCCUUCACACAUAACUAUCAAGGAGAAGUUGUGUUGUCCAGAUAUUAAACUGUGGGCAGUUGCUCUUCGGCCAUAUUAUGUUCCAAGAGAAUUUAGUCAUAUAACAGUAGUUGUUUACAUUCCACCCAAAUCAACUGUUAUGAUGUUUUGCAAAAUAGUGUUGCCAGGCUACAGACUCAACACCCCGAGUCACUGAUGAUAAUAUCGGGAGACUUCAGCCACGUCACCCUCAUUUCUCACCUGACUGGAUUCACACAGUUUGUGAACUGUCCUACCAGAGAAAACAAAACCCUGGAUCCGCUGUAUGCCAACGUCAAAGAAGCCUACAGUGCCACUGCCUUACCACCGCUGGGCAAGUCAGAUCAUAACUUGGUCUAUCUGCAAACGUGUUACAGACCUUGUGUUCUGAGGCAGCCUGUGACCAAAGUCAAAAUAAGAAGAUAAACACCUCAAGCCAAUAAGCUCUAAGGGACUGUUUUAAAUCAACAGACUGGAAUGUGCUACUGGAAACAGAUGUGGAUAGUAUGAACACUGAUAAACAGGUUAUGUCAAAUUCUGUAGAGACACAGUUAUACCCACAAAAACUGUUUGCGGUUUCCCCAACAACAAACCCUGGAUCACAAGAGACAUAAAAGCAAUCCUUAACCAGAAAAAGAAAGCUUUUAAAGAUGGUGACAAAGAACAACUCAAACAAGUGCAACAAGAGUUGAAGAGGAGACUGAAGAUGGCAAAGCUGGAGUACAAAAAGAAGAUAGAGAAGAAUCUACAACACAGCAACAUCCGUGAAGUGUAGAGAGGAAUCAGUACCAUCUCUGGAAACAGCAGUCAAAAGAAAAGACAGCCAGUGGUGGGUGAUGUGAAAAGAGCUGAUGAACUCAACCUGUUCUUCAACAGAUUUGACACUGCUGUCACUCCCACUUACACUAGUACUCCACCUUCCUCUCGGCAACAGAUCUCCACUAGAACUUCUCCCCUUCCUCCUCCAUCUCAUUCAAAUGUCUCAACCACUUCAACUGCCUCUCACCUAGAACACCAGUCCUUGUCUGUCACCGAAACAGGGGUGAGGAUUGAGCUUGGAAGACUUUGUCCUGGGAAGGCAGCUGGUCCAGAUGGUCGGUGUCCAAGGCUGCUUAGAGACUGUGCUGCAGAACUGUGUCAACUUCUCCACAAGAUCUGCAACCUGAGUCUACAGCUGGGGCAGGUACCUGCUCUGUGGAAAACAUCCUGCAUUGUGCCAGUACCAAAAACAAAAUGUCCUGCUGAACUCAAUGACUACAGACCAGUGGCCCUCACUUCACACAUCAUGACAACCCUGGAGUGGAUGAUUCUACACCUUCUGAGGUCUGAGGUCAAAGACAAACUAGACUCCCUGCAGUUUGCAUACAAAGAACACAUUGGAGUGGAUGAUGCUGUCCUCUACAUGCUUCACCAUGUCUCAUCUGGAGGAACCUGGGGUUUAUGUGAGGAUCAUGUUCUUCGACUUUUCAAAUGCAUUCAACACCAUCCAACCCACCAUACUCAAAGACACGCUCACAGAGAUGGGAGUGGAUCCUUCCUGUGUUUCCUGGAUCGCAGAUUACCUGACAGGAAGGCCACAGUUUGUCAGGCUGGGGAACUGUGUUUCUGGGACAUUCAUGAGCAGUACAGGGGCUCCACAAGGGACAGUGCUGGCGCCAUUCCUGUUCACACUGUGCACAUCAGAUUUCAAAUACAGUACUAAGUCCUGCCACAUCCAGAAAUACUCAAAUGACACUGCUAUUGUGGCAUGUAACAGAAAUGGACAAGAAGCUGAAUACAGAGAUCUAAUUAGAGUCUUCAGUGACUGGAGUCACAAAAACUGCCUCCUCCUCAACACCUUAAAGACAAAAGAGAUGGUCAUAGACUUCCAUAGAUCCAAACCCCCUCUUCAGCCAGUGAACACCUGUGGAGUGGACAUCGAAGUAGUGACAUCAUUUAAAUACCUAGGUUUACAUCUGGAUAAUAAGUUGGAUUGGUCUAAGAAUAUAGACUACAUCUACAGAAAGAAGUAGAGCCGCCUCUUUUGCCUGAGAAGACUCCGAUCAAUAGACAACUGUAGUAAGACGCUGCAGAUGUUUUAUCAGCCUGUGGUGGCAAGUGUGCUGUUCUACGCCGCAGUCUGCUGGGGAGGAAGCAUCAAACAUAGAGAUGCGAGGCGUCUUAACAAACUGGUGAAACCACAAAACUAACCCCAAAGUUCUCUUUUCAACAACUGACAGCAUUUUAAACCCUGAUUUUAGUAAACGUCUUUUUAAUCCCACUGAUGCCCUCUGUGAGGAAUUUGCAGACCACUUCAUGGGGAAGAUGAAUCAGAUGCAACAUUUUAUUAUGUCAAAUUACUCUUUUUAGUGCAUCCGAGUGUUUGUCUUUACCUGAGGAGACACUGGACCGAUUUGUUCUGGUUAAUGCUGAGAUGCUGGAUAAAGUUUUCUCCUCAGUGAGGCCCACCACAUGUCUUUUAGACCCUGUCCCAACCUCAUUCUUUAAGUUUUUUUAUGAUUCUUUUAGAAAUGAGCUUUUAAACAUGGUGAAUUGCUCUCUUCAGAUGGGGGUACUUCCCGCUGCCUUUAAAGCGGCAGUGGUGAGGCCCCUGCUGAAGAAGGGCAAUUUAGAUCUUAAUGAUUUGAACAAUUACAGGCCAGUGUCUAACUUACCAUUUUUAAGUAAAAUUUUUGAAAAACUUGUUUUUAUCCAACUUCAAGAAUUUUUAGAUAAUCAUAAUAUUCUUGAAAAGUGUCAGUCUGGUUUUAGGGUGAACCACAGCACCGAGACCGCCUUGGUAAAGAUUUUAAAUGAUAUUAGAUUUAACUAGAAAAACUGCAUUUCCUUGCAGAAAAUGCGUGGAAAUGCUGAGUGCUGAAAGCUGAAAAAAGCGAUGCAAAACUGCUAAUAAAAAAUCGAAGAAUGUUUAAAUGUGAAAUUGGUUAAAGGGCUGAAAAGUAGAAACAGUAGCAAUAGUAGUUGAAGUAGAGGUCAAAGUUAGUUAGUUGUUAGUUAGUUAGUGUUAGCAGAGUGGGUUUUUCCUGCACAACGUUUAGCGAAAAAACACACAUAACACACGAGUGUUUCUUUCUGAGUGAGCCAACGCACACGCACGGGCUCAGCUGUUUUAAUUAGAGACAGCAUACCUGUGACCAAUUCACUGAUUAGGAUCACGUGACAUGACGUCUAGAUUGACAAGGUAGUGACAAAAAGAAUGACGUCUAGAAACAAAAAAUGAAAUGAGAGCACAUCUCAACACCCCCGCUUGCUCACAUUUUCUCACAUUAUACAGAACUCAUGUCAACAGAAAUUCCACAGGUUUUUACUUUUUUUUUUUUUUUUCUCUUUACAUUAGUCAAAAAAUCAUACAGUUCAGAGUCCAUUAAUAGUACAUAGUUCAUUCACCAAACAUAAAGGUUUCAAAGUCCAUUAACUUCAGCUUACUGGCUGGUUUCGUCAGGAUGUCUGCAACCAUCUCAUUGGUUGGGCAGUACUCCAAUAUCAUAUCAUCCUUCUGUAAAGUAGAUCUUAUAAAGUGGUAUUUAAUGUCCACAUGUUUACAUCUUUGUUUUUGUACGGGGUUUUUGGCUAGAGCUAUAGUGCCCUGGUUGUCUUCAUAGAUUGAACACUUGUACACCCGUCCAUCAAAAUAUUUCAAAAGCUGUUUUAAGUAUAGGCACUCCUGCAUAGUUGCAGCUAGAGUCAUGUACUCAGCCUCGCAAGUAGAUGGUGCAACUGUAGGCUGUCUUUUAGUUUUCCAUGACACAAUUGGUCCAUUUCUGUUCAGGCUAAUACAGUAACCUGUCGUGCUUUUUCGAUCAAUAUCAGCGGCCCAAUUAGCAUCACUAUAAACAUAGAUUAUGUUUUCAUCUUUGUGCUUUCUGAAGCUUAGUUCUUUAUUCUGAGUACCUUUUAAGUAUCUCAGCACAUGCUUUACUGUUGUCCAUUGAUCAGUGGUUGGUCUAGUGAAAUACUGGGACAGUUUACUCACUAUAAAACUCAGAUCAGGCCUUGUACAAGUUGCUAAGUAUAUCAAGCUCCCAACUGCUUCUCUGUAUUUUUUCACAUCAUCCAUUACUUCAGCAUCAUCAUUGUAAUCAAGUUUCUGUUCACAAGGGGUAGCUCUGGACUUACAGUUUGACAUGUCAAAUCUCUCCAGUACUUUCUGUACGUACUUGCAUUUUAACAUCUUAACACAAUCUUCAGACUGUUCAAAGUCAAUUCCCAGAAAAUAUCUUAGUUUGCCUAGGUCUUUCAUUCUGAACUUUGAUUUCAACAUUUCUUUGACACGUUGUAAGACAUCAUCAUCAUUAGCAGCAAUAAUCAAAUCAUCGACCCAUACUAUCAUGUGAACUUUUUCUGUGUCAGUAAUUCUGCUAUAAACACAAUGAUCAGCCGGAUUCUGGACGAACUGCAUCUCACACAAAUGAUCAUGAAACAUUUUGUUCCAGUUGCGUCCUGAUUGUUUUAGACCAUACAGGGAUUUUUGUAGUUUGCACACUAGUUUGUCGCCUUCUUUUGAUGUAACUUCAUAACCUUCCGGUUGUUCAAUGUAGAUUUCACAUUCAUUUGGUGCAUAAAGAUAAGCUGUUUUUACAUCCAUCUGGUGGACAACUAGAUUAUCCUGAGCUGCCUUCUGUGCUAAUACUCGGAUACUGGUCAUAUUAGCUGUAGGGGAGAAAGUCUCAUCAUAGUUUACCCCCUUCUUUUGGCUAAAUCCUUUUGCUACAUAUCGGGCUUUGUAUUUGUCUGUUCCAUCAAUGUUCUUUUUCAGUGCAUAAAUCCAUUUAACCCCCACUACAUCCUUGCCCUUGGGAAGAGUGGUUAAGGUAAAGGUUACAUUAUCUUGCAGUGAUUGCAUUUCUUCGUCCAUAGCAUCUACCCAUUCUUUUGCAUUGACUGAAGUGAUUGCUUCUGUGUAUGUUUGAGGAACAUUACAAAGGAGUCUGUAACAGUAGUCAAUAUUAGUAAUAUCCUCAUCAAAACCACAUGCAUGAUCACCAUAAAAGUCAGGCUUUCUUCUCUCUCUGUCAGGGUAACGUUUCUCAUCAGGUUUGUAGUCUUCCUUUCUACCUUCUUCAUUUUCUGUCUUCACUGUUUGUGCAUUUUGUUCAUCUUUCAUAUCUGCCUCAUCGUUUGUUAGCACUUCCUGGCUUCCUACUCGUGGGUUAGCUAGUGGGAUUAUCACAGAUUUUCUCUCAUUUUGAAUGUCAAAAUCAUCUUCUGCAUCCAGUACCUCCUCCUUCUUGUUGCUAACAAACUCUACAAGUCUGUGUUUUUGUACUUUUCUGGUGCUGGGAUAGUACACCAAGUAAGCAGGACUAUUCUUGUCAUAGCCAAUAAAAACGCCUCUCUCGCAUUUAGAGUCCAACUUUCCUUUUUGUUGUUUGUAAGCAUAACAGUCUUGUCCAAAUUUCUGCAUUCUGGCAAUGUUUGGCUGCCUGCCUGUUAACAUAUAGUAAGGUGUCUGUUUUGUGCGAUUAUUGAAGCAUCUAUUCCUCACUACAGCAGCUGUCUGGACAGCAUAGGUCCACAGCAUCUUUGGCAGCUUGCUCUCUAUUAGCAUACACCUGGCCAUUUCAAACAGGGUUCUCCAAUUGCGUUCUGCUGUACCGUUUUGGUGUGGAGAAUAUGGGGCGGAAGUCUCAUGCCUAAUACCCAUCCUACACAUUAAUGCUUGGUACUCUCUACAUGUGUACUCUGUACCAUUAUCAGAUCGCAUACAUUUUAUUUUGCCAUAGGGCGCUACAUCAGCAAUGAAUUUUUCUGUAGCUAGUACAGUGUCACUCUUGUGUUUCAAAAAGUAAACAAAAAUUGCACUAGAGUAAUCAUCUGUAAAAGAAAGUGCAUAUUUAUGUCCAUCUUUAGACAUUGGAUCUAUAGGACCGGCUAGGUCAGUAUGUACCAUGUCUAGAGGCACUUUAGCCCUCACAUCUGGCCCUCGGUUUCUAGUUUGGAUAAACUUCCCCUGAAUGCAUACUUCACACUGUGAAACAGGUUUGUUACCUUCAUCUUUAAUUUCCAUUCCAUUAACAACAUUUUUCAGUUUCAUUAUGUCUGCAUAAUUGCAAUGACCCAAGAUUUCAUGCCAGCUCUGCAGAUCAAGGCUUUUCUUACACUGGUCAGUCUUACUCAUGUUCUCUGAUGUGUGCAGGUAGUAAAGUUUGUUGUGUACGUGUAUGGGGAAUUUGGUACCGUCUCUGUGCAGCAGCACAUUCUUCUUCUCACUGAAGGUCACGGUGGCUCCGUUGGAAGUGGCAGCUUUCACAGAAAAGAUAUCUUGUGGGUAGGUCGGGAUGUGUAAGGCACCCCUCAGCGUUGUUCGGAAGCUUCUGCCCCCGCUGUCGAUGAGCCACACCUCCGCAUCACCUCUGCAUUUGGCCACGCCUUUGCAUCUGGAGCCAUCAGCAAGUUCCACGCAGUGGGUCCCGGCUUGGAAACUGCUGUUAAACUUCCUGAACUUUGUGAUGUCAGUGAUUAUGUGGGACGUCGCACCGGCGUCCACCAUCAGACCCUUCCACUUGAUAUCCAGCGUUGAUUCAUCAGAGUCGCAUACCCGAAAUGCAUACUCUUUGCCCCCGGUCUCGUCUGCUGCUUUACGCACAUCAUCCCACUGCUUGUUUCGUCUGCAGCUCGCACUAUAGUGUGUGUUAUUUUUGCAGUGGCUGCACCAUCGCCUGCAUGAACAUGUUCUGGCUAUGUGUCCACUUGCACCACACUUGAAACACAAAAUGUCCAUAUAAUUGCUGUCCUUUGCUCCGGUGGGCGCACGCUUUGUGCCAAACUGUAUUUUUGCCUUCAUGACAUUGUCCUCAGACACAGUUGCGCGCAUGUUUUCAACAUCUUCAUAACUUCGGAGCUUUGUCCUUAAAUCAGCGAAAGUCAUUUUAGCUUCAUCCUCGCUCUGGGUUACAUGUAUGGCAAAAGGUUUAAAUGUCUCUGGUAACCCUUUCAGCACCAUUGCUAUUAAAAGUCCAUCACUGAGCGUUUCACCUGCGUUCCUCAGGGCUGUAAUCGCAGUCUCUGCUCUGAUGACAUACUCCGUGACAUUCUCGGUGGGCGACUUCUGCAGUGAGGUUAACUCUGUGUACAAGUUAAUUAUUCUGGGCUUGCCUUUCCCAGCAUAGUACUCACGGAGAAUCUUCAGCGCACCACGUCCAUCAUCUGCAGCUUCACGCAUCACCAGCGACAGGCUCUUGUCAUCCAAAAACUGAAUGAGCUCUGCAUAGGCCUCUGCGUUUUUCACGUCAUCUUCAUCAUCUUCAUCGUCGGGUUCAUUUAGGAUCGUGCCUUUCAAUCCUUGGAGACAUAGAUGGCCCAAAAACUUGGUUUCCCAUAUCUCAUACUUUUUCUCGUCACCAUCAAAAACGAGCCUCGCCCAGCGGCUACUUGUUGCCUCCUUUCCCUUUCUGCUCAUUCUCUCGGCUCUCAGGUGCACGCAGUACAAGCAACGACUUUCACCUGGCAGGUCACUUAAAACUAUGCGUUAUGGGAUUAUCCUAGGCCCAUAACCUGUUAGCAGAGUGGGUUUUUCCUGCACAACGUUUAGCGAAAAAACACACAUAACACACGAGUGUUUCUUUCUGAGUGAGCCAACGCGCACGCACGGGCUCAGCUGUUUUAAUUAGAGACAGCAUACCUGUGACCAAUUCACUGAUUAGGAUCACGUGACAUGACGUCUAGAUUGACAAGGUAGUGACAAAAAGAAUGACGUCUAGAAACAAAAAAUGAAAUGAGAGCACAUCUCAACAGUUAGUUUAUUUGAUCAUCAUCACAGUAUCAAAUGCAAUCAUACAUAUACAAAAUCAUACUUCAUCAAAAGCAGUCUGUAACACUGUUAGGUGAUCAAAAAGAAUAGGCAGAAGCUCGAAGCUUGUAGAUGCCUAUCCUACAUACUCAUAUUUGUACCAAAAUUAGUUUAGUUACUCAGAAUAUAUAAAGAGUACGUUUGUCUAGCUGAGCAUACCAUAGUAAAAGCAAAGCAAGAACAGAACAAAAAAGGAUCAGCAACCAGAGGAAACAGAAAGCAUGUAAUUUAAUUUAGGAUCAAAAUAGAUCAAAAUUUCUAACUUAUUUAAAUCCUACAUAUUAUUUAGUAAUCAUUAUCGUAUGGAUUAUUAUAGUUAUAAAUAAAUCCAUAUAUAUAUAUAUAAGGCUCAUAUAUAUACUCAUAUAUACUCAUAGAUAUACCUACAUAUAUCUAUAUAUAAACAUACAUACAUAACUACAUACAUACACAUACAUACACACAUACACAUAUUCAUAUAUAUAUACAUACAUAUACAUACACAUGCAUAUACACACAUACAUAUAUAUAUACAUGCAUUCACACCUUAUUAAGCUACGGUAUGUUUUUGUAUUUAUGCAGGAUAUUACAUUUAAGCCAUUUUUUAAACUGGGUGAUAGUAGUACUAUGUUUAACCUCCUCAGUCAAGCCAUUCCAAAUCUUUACACCACAGACAGACAUGCACAUACUUUUCCUAGUGGUAUUAGCACUGCGUUGUUUUAAAUUCAGUUCCCAUCUUAGAUUAUAACCUCCCUCCCUAUCCCUCAACAUUUCUAGGAGGUUCCCUUACUUUGUACAUAGUUAGAGCGGUUUUAUAUUCAACUAAAUCUACAAACUUCAUUGAGUAUGACCUUAAGAAAAGCUCAUUUGUGUGUUCAUAAUAACCUACCUUAUGCACUAUUCUUAUUGCUCUUUUUUGUAUUAUGGAUAAAGGCUGAAGGUUGCUUAUAGAAGUAUUUCCCCACACUUCCACACAAUAAGACAGAUAUGGUAAUAUUAGAGUAUUAUACAAGGUUAGCAAUGACUUAUGAUUUAAAAUAUGCCUUGUUUUGCCUAGGACACCAACACUCCUUGCAACUUUGGACCGGACAUACUUUAUAUGAGGUUUCCAACUGAAUUUGUGGUCAAUUAUCACUCCCAAAAAGAUGCUCUCAUAAACUCUCUCCAGAUUUACAUGAUCUAUUUUUAACUCCACCUGUGUAUUCAAUGGUAUUUUUUUUAUUACCAAAGAUCAUAAAUGUGUUUUUUUUUUUUUUCAGAUUAAGAGAUAAUUUGUUUGUAUCAAACCAAAAUUUUAGUUUGUUAAGUUCAACUGACACCUCCUCCACCAGCUGCUGAAGAUCCUUCCCAGCACAAAAAAUGUUAGUGUCGUCCGCAAAAACCACACAUUUAAGAAUACUUGAGACCUUACAAAUAUCAUUUAUAUAUAAAAUAAAUAGUUUAGGGCCUAGUAUGGAGCCUUGGGGUACUCCACAAGUGAUGGGUGAACUAGAUGACCUAUACUCACCCAUCUGAACAUACUGUUUUCUAUUUUCAAUGUAGCUCUUAACCCAAUUAAGUUCUACCCCUCUAAUACCAUAUCUUUCCAUUUUUUCAAGUAGUAUAUCAUAGUUAAUUGUAUCAAAAGCUUUUCUUAAAUCUAUAAAAAUGCCUAGAACAAAUUUGUUAUUAUCAAUUGAUGAGGUCAAUUCUUCAAUCAACUCCAUCAAUGCCAUUGUGGUUGACCAACCAGAUCUAAAUCCACAUUGGCCAUCCAUCAAUGUACUGUGUUUUUCUCUGAAUCUGUCCAACCGUGCAGGAAAUAUUUUUUCCAGAAUUUUAGAGAACUGUGAUAAUAGGGAAAUAGGUCUAUAAUUAGACCUAUUUCUUACAGGCAUUCACCAAUCCCUUUGUCAUCCAGGGUUUAUCAACAGACUUUGAAGUUUUUCUAUAUUCUAUUAUUGGGCAGUUUCUAUCAUAUAAUAAUAAGAAUAUAUUUAGGAAAUUAUCAUAUGCUAUGUCAACAUCCUCUGCUUCAUACACAUUUGUCCAGUUUUGAAAUAGUAGAUCUCUCUGAAAUGCAAUUCGGGCUUCCUCAGUUCUCACUCUUCUAUAUGUUUUCUUAUCAUCCUCCAUCUUCAUUAUAUAAUCACAGUCAUAGAUUGCAAAGACCGGCAGAUGAUCACUGAUAUCGUUCAUGAGUAUUCCACUCAGUAUAUUGUUCUCCAUAUUAUUAGUAUAUACACUCACCGGCCACUUUGUUAGGUACACCAUGCUAGUAACGGGUUGGACCCCCUUUUGCCUUCAGAACUGCCUCAAUUCUUUGUGGCAUAGAUUCAACAAGGUGCUGGAAGCAUUCCUCAGAGAGCUUGGUCCAUAUUGACAUGAUGGCAUCACACAGUUGCCGCAGAUUUGUCGGCUGCACAUCCAUGAUGCGAAUCUCCCGUUCCACCACAUCCCAAAGAUGCUCUAUUGGAUUGAGAUCUGGUGACUGUGGAGGCCAUUUGAGUACAGUGAACUCAUUGUCAUGUUCAAGAAACCAGUCUGAGAUGAUUCCAGCUUUAUGACAUGGCGCAUUAUCCUGCUGAAAGUAGCCAUCAGAAGUUGGGUACAUUGUGGUCAUAAAGGGAUGGACAUGGUCAGCAACAAUACUCAGGUAGGCUGUGGCGUUGCAACGAUGCUCAAUUGGUACCAAGGGGCCCAAAGAGUGCCAAGAAAAUAUUCCCCACACCAUGACACCACCACCACCAGCCUGAACCGUUGAUACAAGGCAGGAUGGAUCCAUGCUUUCAUGUUGUUGACGCCAAAUUCUGACCCUACCAUCCGAAUGUCACAGCAGAAAUCAAGACUCAUCAGACCAGGCAAGGUUUUUCCAAUCUUCUGUUGUCCAAUUUCGAUGAGCUUGUGCAAAUUGUAGCCUCAGUUUCCUGUUCUUAGCUGAAAGGAGUGGCACCCGGCGUGGUCUUCUGCUGCUGUAGCCCAUCUGCCUCAAAGUUCGACGUACUGUGCGUUCAGAGAUGCUCUUCUGCCUACCUUGGUUGUAACGGGUGGUUAUUUGAGUCACUGUUGCCUUUCUAUCAGCUCGAACCAGUCUGGCCAUUCUCCUCUGACCUCUGGCAUCAACAAGGCAUUUCCGCCCACAGAACUGCCGCUCACUGGAUAUUUUUUCUUUUUCGGACCAUUCUCUGUAAACCCUAGAGAUGGUUGUGCGUGAAAAUCCCAGUAGAUCAGCAGUUUCUGAAAUACUCAGACCAGCCCUUCUGGCACCAACAACCAUGCCACGUUCAAAGUCACUCAAAUCACCUUUCUUCCCCAUACUGAUGCUCGGUUUGAACUGCAGGAGAUUGUCUUGACCAUGUCUACAUGCCUAAAUGCACUAAGUUGCCGCCAUGUGAUUGGCUGAUUAGAAAUUAAGUGUUAACGAGCAGUUGGACAGGUGUACCUAAUAAAGUGGCCGGUGAGUGUAUAUUGUCUAUUAAAGUAGCAGAAUGUGUAGUUAUUCUAGUAGGUUUGGUUAUAAUAGGAUAUAAACUCAUACUAUACAUUGUAUCACUAAAUUCAUCGAUUAAUAUAUUAUUAUUAGGAUUCAGAAGAUCAAUAUUAAAGUCUCCAACGAUAUAAGCAACCUUCUGCUCAGUCCUUGCGAACAUCCCCUUCAUGAAGUUCUUGAAAGUCUCAAUACUGUAAUCUGGAGCUCUAUACACACAGCUAACAACAAUGUUUUUCUUUUCCUCCAUAAGAAUCUCUAUAGUAACACACUCACACACAUCAUCAAUGGCAGUAGUCAUGCUUUCAACGAUCUUAUAUUUUAAUCUGCUGUCUACAUAAAGGGCAGUACCUCCCCCUUUUUUAUUUAUUCUAUUCAUAAAAUUUAAAUCAUAGCCCUCUAUUUCAAAAUCCAGUCCUCUCUCCGAACUAAGCCAAGUUUCAGAGAUGGCAAUCACAUUAAAUGGUGUAGUAAACCGUCUCAAGUAAUCUCUAAUACAUUCAAAGUUAGCAUAUAGACUCCUGCCAUUGAAGUGUAUGAUUGAUAUACAAUGAUCCAACUUGAUAUUAUUUUUAAACUGGUCGUCUGUGUAAUAGCAGCAGUUAUUAUUUGCAUUCAUAAAGAAAUUACUAUCAGGAUCAAUAUCCAGAUUCAGGUCAUGCAUGAUGUGUCAAAAUCAAGAGCCAAUGACAUAGCCAGCCCAACGUCCUCAUGCCUGCACUCUGUCGUGGAAGUUUUUUCUUCUAUUGCUGCUGGUGAAGAAUGAAAUAGAGACUUCUGCCGGCCGGUUUUAUUUUCUUUGCAAAGAAAAGGUCAAUCUGCAUCCGAGCGGUCAGAAUCAAGAAAGACCCAGAACAUGGGGAAACCUGAACAUUUAUGCUUGAGGACCGCCCCUCAGAGGGCAAGGAAUGGGGCUUUGAUGUUGGCACCUUUUGUUUUCUUUUUUUUUCUUUUUCUUUUUUUUAUUUGUGCAGUGUGACAAUACAAGACAUACAACAAACAACAGCAUUUGUGGUUUUGUGUGUGUGUGUGUGUGUGUGUGUGUGUGUUUGUGUGUGUGUGUGUGUGUGUGUGUGUGGUGUGUAUUAUAUAUGUGAAUAAUAAUGAAGAAAAUAAAUAAAUAAAUAUUACAAUUGUCAGACGAGCAAAAGAAAAUUAUAAUACACGAACAAUAUCAAUAAUAAUAAUAAUAAUAACAAUAAUAAUAGUAAUCAUAACAAUAAUAAUAAGAAGAAGAAGGAGAAGAAGAAAAAGAAGAAAAAGAAGGCACCUUUUGUUUUCUGUGGGGACCGUCACUUCACCCCCCUGGGGUGGUGGUGGUGAUGCUUCACACCUGGAGUAUCCUGCAGGAUGUUGUAUCUUGCUGGGAAAUUAGGGAAGUCUAGACAUCAUAAUUAACUGAUAUGUUGGAAGGAAAGUCUGUUGUGGGGGGCACCUCAAGCAGUUCUAUCAGAGAUAUUAAAAUUACAAUUACAACUCGCGCACAGACUCAUGCACACACACACACACACACACACACCCACCAUCAACUCGCCGAGAGAAAGAGGGAGAGAGAGAGCAAGAAGAAAAGAAAGAGAGCGAGAGGGAAAGCGAGAGUUAUAGUGCAUUGCGCCCACAACACAGGGGUAAAAAUAUAAAUAAAUAAAAAAGAAAAGAGCGGGGCAAGGCAUUAGUUUGUACAGUUUUUGCCAAGUUACAUGUCCUGUCCGUCUCUCAAAAGGAAAGGGACUUAAGGGAGAAAUGUCUUUACCUUCGAAGAAGGAAGAAAAGAAAAGGCCAUGCCAUGUCGUUCCAAAAAUAAUUAAAUAAAUAAAUGAUUAACGAAAAAAACAGAUUCCUCCAUGCAUGUUUUUCCAAAAAUAAUUAAAUAAAUAAGUAAAAAACAAAAAGAAAAACGAAAAAACGAUUCCUCCAUGCAAGCUGACUAAGGAGAGCCGGAAAGUGUCUAUCAAAAGUAAGAAAAUACAAUAUAAUCCUGUUUAAGUAAGGGGUGUCGACUCCAGUCCAGCAGUCUAGUCUUGCGCAUGCAAAAACAAGAUGUAUAUAGAAAAAAUAACCAAGGUGGCGCAAAACAAAUCCUUUCAAUGCCAAAAUAUGUAUCAAAGAUAAAAUAAAUAAUAUGGUGAUAUAGCAGGAAGGAGGGAAUCCGUCACCCGGCAGAGAGCCAUGAAAAAUAUCCUGCUCAAAAAAUCCAACGAAAAUAACAAAAGAAUAAAAAUGGAAAAAUAUAGAAGUUCCAUUUGAGAGGACAGAGAGACAGUUCAUGACGACAACAUGUUUCUUUGGCCGUUUCAUCAUUUGAAUGGAUCUAGGUCUCGUAGCUCUCUUACCGUCAGUACUUUGGAUUCUUCUGGCGUGUCUCCGUUCAGGCGUAUCAUUACUUAACAAUUCCUGGUCCAGGUUGACUUUAUUUUACGCUGUUUUCUCAGGUUGUGAACUUCUUUGGCUAUCUCAGAAUUUUUCUUGGUGAGGUGUUCAUUAAUAUAGACAUCAGUUCCCUUUAGUUUCUUCCACUGCAUCAGUAGUUCCGUCUUGUGACUUCUGUUCCCAAAGCGAACGAUGAUGGUAAGUUUGCCGUUUCGGUCCUUCCGAGGGAGGGUAUGGCAGGCAGCAAUGUUCCUGGCCUCAAGGUGGAUGUCUUUACUUUCAAAGUAUUCAAUCACUUGUGAUUCAAGUGAUUGUUGGUCCUCGGGCGCUGCAUCCUCGCCGUCGCUUCUCCUUUCAGCUGCAGCUUUUGCAUAGGAUCGAGGCUUUACGUUCAUUCCAGUGAUAAUCAUGUCCUCCAUCCGCGUGUGUUGUUCCAAAUCAUUUAUUCGUUGUUCCAGCUCACCAAUCUUCAGAAGCAUGACUUCUUUCAUGGGGUCCACAAGUGCCGCUUGCUGCUUUACAACAGUAGCUAAGUCACCUGUCAUUUGGUUCAGCGAUCGUCAGAUCUCCUCAAUGUCGUCGGCGUUUUUCCUAUGAGCCAUAUUUGCACGCAGCCUUUGUCCUUGUCUUGUUAGAAAAGUAACGUUUUUGCUUGUUUUUUUUGUUGUUGCUGUUCUUGUUGUUCUUUUAGCUUUUUGCAAAAGUUUGCUCAACAAACUCAGCGUGCACUCAAGUCGCCGCCAUCUUGCCACCUUUUUCAGAGCAAGUAUUGGUUUGAUUGAUAUUAGCAGUAGUUGUAGUAGAAGAAGUGGGAGUUUGUUUGAAGGAUGGAAUAAUGCAUUAAUAUUAAAACUAAUUUAAAACAGGGAAAAUUUAAAUAAUUAAAAAUCCUUAGUAUUAGAAAAAGAUUUGAGUCAGUUUGAAUGAGGUUUAAUUUGUUUGAAGAAUUGAACAAUGCAUUACAACUGAGUGAUUUUAAAUGAAUAAGAAUCCUGAAUACACCCCAUAAUGUCCUCAAUGAGCUGAAAUUUUGAAGCCCUGAUGGUUUCUGUAGCUCAAAGUUUGUGGGAGGAGAUAGGGGCCAAAGUUUGUCAAGUGCUUUAGUGAAGGGUUUUAAAUGUAACCCCCAGUGCUCUGUGUACUGAGCCUGGCUUCAUGUGUCUCAUAUGGCCAUUUGAAGCAGCUUUUCAGUCAGCUGUGUGUCUCCAGGUGCACUUAUUGGUUGCCAUAGGCAGUGACACACACACACACACACACACACACACACACACACACACACACACACACAUUGUUAGACUGUGUGUGUGUGUGUGUGUGUGUGUGUGUGUGUCUCGUUAGAGAUUUUAUCCUAAACAGGUGUGAGAUCAAAGGCAUUAACUGACCUACUGUUUGACUGAGAAGCUCUUCUUCACCUCGCUGUCAGCUAAAAACUUUUUGUGAAACUUGCUUAUAUAUGUAAACUCAGUUAGUGUAUAGGUCAAGGGUGCCCCCCAGUGACCUGAAUGAUAUUUUUUUGUUUCUUAAUUAAACAGAACUAGUAGUCCUCGCUUUGUUGGUCUUUUCUCAUAGACCUCACAAAGCAGCAAGUACAAGAAUUUAUGUGUGUGUGUGUGUGUGUGUGUGUGUGUGUGUUAAUUAAUGCAUCUUAACAGGUGUCAGACAUCAAAGGCAUUAACUGACCUACUGUUUGAAUAAGAAGCUGCCGAACUGCAGUGAAUUUAGGGCCUCUUAACUUCUUCACAUAGCGUGAUUUCCGUAAAUCCCAGAAUGAAAAUAAGAACAUUGUACGCAUCCUCCGCCCUUCAUGAACACAAUGAUGUGUUUUUCAUGUCUGUUCUCUAAAAAAUGUGGCCACAACAGCGAGUUAAAAAGAUCUGAGCCUGAGUGAUUAUCAGGAUUUUCUGGGAGAAAGAUUACAUUAUGGUUAAUGGGAAGAAACUUUGCCUUUUUGGACUGUUGGUCACCUGCUGGCCAAGGGGUACGAUUUAAUGAUUUGAAACCUCUUUUGUGAGAAGCAGGACACAUAUACCUCCAUUUUGAUGUAUUUUUUAUGGCUGUGGAGUGAAAUUUGUGGGCGUGGGAGUACUAUAUUUGAGCGAGGUUCUGUUGAUCCAAGAGGAGCUCUGCACUCUAGCGAUGUUAUCAAACACUCUAGCUCUUCCAAUACACACCCGUUAUAAAGCCUGAAAUUUGCUGAAAACCAUGAGUUGCUUAAAGUUAAAUUGUGGGAAAACUGUAAAAGAUAUAAAAAAAUUGAAUAAAACAUUUAAAGUCGACAAGAUAAUGAACAUUUAAAGCAAAAAUGCGGUCUCUAGGUGAAAGUAUGCUGAAGUUAUAAGGCUCAGAAGGUUGAAGAAUAAAAGGAAGAAUUGGAAGAUUUCCCCAUUGACUUCAAUGUUAAAAUUUUGGCACAAAAAGUUUAAAAAAACAUAAAGUAGAAAGGGUAGAAAGGUAAAAAUUACAAGCACACAUGUCCUGAAGGAGUGGAACAGUUUAAAGUUUGAAUGGUUGAAAUAGCACAAAGUUUGAAGGAGUUGAAAAGCAGCAAAAAUCGACGGAAGAAUAAGAAGAACAAAGAAACAGGAGAAUAACAAUAAGUGGAAAUGCUUAAUCAGCAUUUUCACUUAAUAAUAAUAAAGAAAAAUGGCCGACAGGAAUAACAAUAAGUGGAAACGCUUAUUCAGCAUAUCCACUUAAUAAUAAUAAUAAAGAAAUGGGAGAAUAACAAGUGGAAAUGCUGUGUCAGCAUUUCCACUUAAUAUUAAAGAAAUAGGAGAAUAACAAUUAAUGGAAAUGCUUAAUCAGCAUUUCCACUUAAUUAUGGUGAACCAAAGGAGACAGUGUUGUUCUGCUGGAUCUUAGUGCUGCCUUUGAUACAGUAGACCACACUAUUCUUUUAAACUGCCUAAAACACCUUGGCCUCUCAGGUGAUGUUUACAGAUGGUUCACCUCCUACCUGACAGACAGGACAUUCAUGUUAAGUGUACACCUGUGCUCCUCCAAAGUCUAUAAAAUCACAUGUGGUGUACCCCAGGGUUCGAUUUUAGACCUGUACAUCCCUCUUGGCGGUGUCAUCAGGAGACAUGGAAUCAACUUCCACAGCUAUGCUGAUGAUACACAGCUCUACAUCUCCGUGUCUCCUGAUGACACCAGGCCAAUGGAUGCUCUUUUUAACUGCAUUUUAGAUAUCAAACCCUGGAUGGCAGAGAACUUUCUCCAGCUUAACCAGGACAAAACUAAAGUUUUAGUCAUCGGUCCUGAGGCCCAGAGAGAGAAACUUUUACCCAAACUACAAGCACUGUGUUUUAAUCCAUCACCACAAGUAAGAAACCUGGGCGUCAUUUUUGAGUCUGAGCUGACUUUUAGUCCACACAUUAAGAACAUAACAAAAAUAGUUUUUUAUCACCUGAAGAACAGCGCCAGAGUCUGCUUCAUUCUCCCUCAGGCCAACACGGAGACGCUGAUGCAUGCUUUUCUCACCAGUCAUAUAGACUAUUAUAAUGCCCUGCUUUCUGGUCUUCCCAAAAAGAAUGUUUCAGGUUUACAGUUAUUACAAAAUUUAGCAGCACGUGUCCUGACUAAGACCAGGAGGUGGGCCAGCAAAACACCGGUUAUAGAAUCAUUGCAUUGGCAGCCUGUGUUUUUUUUAGGAUCGAUUUUAAGGUUCUUUUACUUGUUUUUAAAUGUCUUAAUGGUCUUGGGCCUUUCUAUCUUUCAGAACUGCUUUUACCUUAUGAACCUUCACGGACCCUGCACUCCUCUGGCAGCAGGCUCCUAGUCAUUCCAAAAGUCAGGACACACACUCAUGGCGAGGCAUCUUUUCAAUGUUACAGCCCUCGUCUAUGGAACAGCCUGCCAGAGGACCUCAGGGCCGCAGAGAACGUUCAUGUUUUUAAGAGCAGGCUCAAGACCCACCUUUAACUUAGCUUUUGAUUAAUAUUUAUUUGUUUUAUCUUCAUUUAUUCUAGUUAGCCUAGGUUUAUAGGUUUAGUGUUUCUAGCAAUGGCGGCUGCUGGUCUUUCAAGGAGGGGAAGCUCAUUUUUCUGGCCUACAUCACAAUUGUGUUUGUUUAUUUGUAUGUAACAGAACAGAGUCGCCGAACACAACAGCAGUCGUUUUUAACAAAGACAAAAGUCGCUGAGGAUCGGUAAAGUCUCUGGAGCAGUUAAGAACAAUGGAAUGAAUAACUUGGAAAAUGCUUUGGUAUAUGUUUUAUUCUUCAAGAUCGCUGAUUCGCUUGUUCAGCUGUCAAUCAAAAAAGGAUUUCGCCUCAGACAGCUCAUCCAAUCAUGGAUGCAGAAGCUCGGAGUCUGGGAGAAAGUCGGGACCGCCCUCUCGCCAUAGAACUCCAGAGAAGCUCAGCGUCCGAUGGGCGGGACAAAGCCCAGCAUUUAUCCAAUGAGCGUCUAGUUUCGCUGCUGAAACAACCCACUUUGAGCUUCCACAUUGAAGUCAGCAGAAGCCGAGCGUCCGGCUGUGCGAAGCGCUGAGGCGCUGCGAGGAUGAAUGAGAACGAAGUUGUGCAGAAUCAGCUUCUUAUCACACUGUGAUAAACCUAGUGGAAAAAAGGGCCCCAACAAGCCUGGUGAGGGUUCAAGCAUUUGGCCUGCUUUGCUUGUAAACAAAGAGGGUUAUAACCCGAUAACGAGGGUUAACUCCAUGACAAAUCCCCUAUACUUCCUUGGGUGCCAAUCAUAGCAAGCUGGAGUUGCUAGCUUUGUUUCUUGGAGCACCAAAAUAUUUGGGCUGUCACUUGACCUAAGGGUUGGCCUAAGUGUCUGUAGAUGGGUCAGUAUGUGUUUCAAAAUAUUCUCAUGUGAGGCCUGCUGUUCUGUGAUGGUUUUAAGAGUUUUCUCAUGAGCCACCUCAUCAUAAAACUUGGCUGGGUGACUACCACUAGAAAUCAAACACUAGAAACACUGGAGACACUGGAAACAUUCACACAACCUCUCACUAUCUCUGAUGGUGAGACAGUGAGUCAGUAAUGGGAGCUGGAGCUCAAGAGUAUAUAAAAGUUUUUUUUCCACACACCAGAAUCAGAGAAGCAAAACUGAAUCCCUCUGACAACCUCUGCUUUUUGUGUUAUUUCACUUUACCAGCUCUCAUCUGAAGGCCCUUUUAAAGUUAUACUAACUAGGACAGGGGUGUGCUUUUUAGGAUAUUUUUACAGCUCAGAGUAAUCCAAACUUGACAACUGAGAAACAGAACUUGUCAGUGAGCCCAAAACCUUUCAGGGGAAUAAAACCUUUUACAUUUUUUUCUGCAUUAUGUUAAUUGAGAAAAUGUUAUUUAUGUAUUUUAACCUCACAUGCUCCAGAUUUCCAGAUUUGCAGUUCCAGAAUAAUAAAAACAACAACAGGACAGAUGAAGAAUUGCCUAUGAUUAGACUAAAUGUCAGCCAGGCAUUACACACUGAAAAACAUUCAAAUUUUUUAAACAGCAUUUUUAGUAGGUGCUCCUUAGACCUCCUGAUUUCCUCAGCUUUAUGGUAGAUCCGUACACCAGCUGCUGCUAAAGCUCCCUUUGUUUUUCUCAUUUCUCUGCAGUGAUUUUAGCACCACACAUUCACUCAAACACGUACAAAGAAAAGAGCCUCUAAGUUACUACAGGCACGGACAUCUUCAUUUAAACUGUUCAACUGGAACAAAAAAGUGUUUAGCUGUAUGCUUGGACAUGCUUUCUCAGGUUGGAUAACGAAUCACUCACAAACUUGUAACAUUAAGAAGUGUCAAACAAGCAAAAGUUGAGAAAACUUAGUGUUUUGAAACAAGUAUCUGACACAUGAGCCUGACUCAAGGCAGCCAUGUUAUGCAGAGACUAGUUUCCUGUACAGAACACACUGAUAUCACUCUGCUCAUUCAGGAUAUCCUACAAAAGAUAAAGAAACACAAACUAUAAGACUGGGAUACUUUCUCAGACUCUGAGGUCCCUGUGAUAGCAUCAGUGACUCAGUUUCUUCUCCACUUUCUCUUCUCUAACACCUGUGUGAGUCCAGAUGGUGCUAGUGGUAUGUUGGUAGUUCCAGUGACCUCUAACAGGAACCAACAUGGAGUCCCUGUGGUGGAAAGUUCUGAAGGGAGCUCAGAGGUGUUCACACUGCAGGUAAUAAAACAAGAAAUAAACUUCUCAGGCUUUCUGUUUAUCCUAUUCAGUUUCUGUUUGCACAUCGCUGAAUGCAUUACAUUUUGUUUUUCUGCACCACCAAGUAAGAAUAAGAACAAAAACUGUGUAUAAAAUUAAGUCCAGUUUACAGAUGCCUCCUGACCCACAGAUCUGGAGGAAAAACUGAACAGGAAACUGCAGCAGUACUGCUCGAUGAAAAUGAAAACAGUAAAAGGCUUUGACAAGACAGGUGCAGAAAACUAUGAUCAGGUACAUGAAACCCUAAAUUGUGGAGGACCCUAAACGUUUCUGUGGCUGUAGACCUAAAGCCAGAACAAUGUAGAGCACGUGGGUCAUCAUAACCAAACACACCUCAUCCCUGAACCCCUGUAGUUUAGUACAGCUUUCACAGACUUUCUCAUGAGUUUAAAGGAGACUUUCUUUGGUGUGUUUGCAGGAUGUUCUGCAGAUGCUUGGGCACAGAGCUGAUGCUCCCUGGGGUCUUUAUCUGCGGAUAUGUGCUCAGCAGCUUCUGGAAGCUUGUCUCAACCUCCUGCACUCAGCCUACAGCAGAGGGGAGCUCUACAGGCCCAUCUGGAUUGGCAUGGAGAGUCUGCAGAGAACUCAGGACAUCAAGGUAUGUGGCACCAUCUUGAGUAUCAUAUAGGAGGUUUUAGUAAGGCUUUGGCCCUCAUUUAUCAGGCUUGCGUACGGCAGAAAACUUGCGUACACCUUGCGUACGACAAUUUUGACGAGAGGAUCGGCAUUUUUCAAUCUGCACGUAAGAAUAGAAUAGAAUAGAAUAGAAUAGAAUAUUCCUUUAUUGAUCCCCCAUGGGGGAAAUUUUUUUGUCACAGCAGCAUCACAGACAAGUCAAAAAGUGCAAAAAUGCAGUUAUAACAAUAAGGGUCCUAAUAUUAAGAACUUAAAUAAAUGUAAUAAUUAAGAAAAAAAUUAGAAAAGGGAGAAGAAAAAAUAAAGCUUUCUACAAUAUACACAAUUUAAAUGCCAGAAAAAAAGUGGUAGUGUAAAUCCAGUUUUGUUACUGUUCAUUGUAAAGUCUUAUUGCAGAGGGGAGGAAUGAUCUGCGGUAGCGCUCCGUCCUGCAAGGUGGGAGUCUCAGUCUGCUGCUGAGGAUAGAUAUAGAUAGAUAGAUAGAUAGAGAACUUUAUUAAUCCCCGAGGGGAAAUUCGGUUGUUGUAGUAGCCGAUACAAGCAAUACAAGAGAAAUACAAAAAAUAGAUAAAAUAUACAAGACUAUACAAGACUAGUCAAGAUAAUGAAUGAAUAUGAGUACUUAAAUAGUAUGUGCUAAGAUGAAUGAAUCUGUAAGUGUAGAUGUGCAAAGGAGAAAUGUGCAAAAGUGAUAAAAAUAUUGUAUGAUACUUAUAUGUGCUUAAUAUAACUUAAUUACAACCUAAGCAUGUGUACCCGUAUUUACAACAACAAUGUAGGAAUGGCAGGCUAGUCCAUGUAAGUGACUGUGGCUCUAACAGGGGUGGAUGAGUUAAAGAGUCUUAUUGCAGUAGGUAGGAAUGACUUCCUGUAUCUUUCCUUAGAGCAGCGGGGUUGAAUGAGUCUGUUGCUGAAGCUGCUCUUCAACCUGUCCAGUGUGUUGUAGAGGGGGUGGGAGGGAUUGUCCAUGAUUGCCAGCAGCUUUGCCAGCAUCCUGUCUUCCACCACCUCUUCCAGGGUGACAAGUUUAGAGCCCACAACAGACUCUGCCCUUCUGAUGAGUUUGUUCAGUCUGUUGGCGUCCUUUGCCUUGAUGCACGCGCCCCAGGACACCGCAGCAAAGAAGAUUGUGCUCGCCACAACAGACUGAUAGAACAUCUGCAGCAUCUUGUUGCAGAUGUUAAAGGACCUGAGCCUCCUCAGGAAGUAGAGCCGGCUCAGGCCCUUCUUGUACACCGCCUCUGUGUUUGCGGACCAGUCCAGUUUAUUGUCCAGUGUAACACCCAGGUACUUGUAGGUGUCCACCAAAUCCACAUCUGUCCCACUGAUGCGGACAGGAGUGGGCAGGGGCUUGUUCCUCCUAAAAUCCACCACCAUCUCUCUCGUCUUCGCCACGUUCAGCUGCAGGUGGUUCUCCCCACACCACUUCACAAAGCGGUCGACCAGGUCCCUGUACUCAGCCUCCCUUCCCCCCUCCACACACCCCACAAUGGCCGUGUCAUCGGAGAACUUCUGCAGGUGACACGACUCAGUGCAGUACUUAAAGUCUGAUGUGUAUGUGGUGAAGAGGAAGGGGGACAGCACAGUCCCCUGGGGGGCUCCGAUGUCACUGAUCAGACGACCAGACUCACAGUUCCGUAAUCUCACAAACUGCGGCCUGCCCGUCAGAUAGUCGUCGACCCAAGUGAUGAGGGGAGAACUCACCCGCAUGCUCUCCAGUUUGGCCUUCAGCAGUCUGGGCUGGAUGGUGUUGAAGGCGCUCGAGAAGUCGAAGAACAUGAUGCGGACUGAGGUGUUGGGUCUGUCCAGGGAGGCGUAGGCCUUUUGCAGCAGGUAGAUGAUUGCAUCAUCAACCCCAACGUGGGGCUGAUAAGCAAACUGCAGGGGGUCUUGUGAUGUGCGCACCAGCGGUCUGAGGUGUGCCAGGACCAGUCUCUCCAAAACCUUCAUGAUGUGAGAGGUCAGUGCCACCGGUCUGUAAUCCUCCAGUGCAGCAGGACGUCCUUUUUUGGGCACUGGGACCAGGCAGGAUGUUUUCCAGAGCACUGGCACUCUCUGAAGGUGUAGGCUCAAGUUGAACAGAUACUGAAGAACUCCACAGAGCUCACUGGAACAAGCUUUCAACACACGAGGGCUGAUGUGGUCCGGUCCAGCUGCUUUCCUCUGUUUGAGCCUCUCCAGCUCUCUCUUCACCUGGCUGGAUGUAAUGUGGAGUCCAGACUGGGGGGUGGGGGAUAUGCUAUCGUUCAAGGUGGAUGUUGUUGCUGGGUCGUGGAGUGGAGGUGACAGGGGAGGUACAGAGGGGGGAGGGGAUUGUCUGCUGUAGGAGGUGGUGGGGAGCUGUGAGUAUGUCUGUGGGGCGGGAGGUGUGAAAGAGUCUGUGACGAGUGUCCGCACAGGGGGUGGGGGUGGUGUGGAGCAGGGUGUUGUUGUGGUGGGAGGUGAGGAGUUGUUUGUUGAAGCAGUAGGGGGGCCGCCUGGUGUGGAGUUGAACCUAUUAAAAAACAUGUUCAAGUCAUUGGCACGUCGUUCAUCCCCCUCUGCCGCACCCGCACCUCUCCUCUGGAAGCCUGUGAUCUCCCUCAUCCCCCUCCAGACGUCCCUGGUGUUAUUGUCUGCCAGUCUUUGUUCCAGUUUUCUUCUGUAGAUGUCCUUGCUCUCCCUGAUGCUGUAUUUGAGCUCCUUUUGUACCCUCUUAAGUUCUGCUCGGUCCCCUGAUCUAAAGGCCUUCAGGUCGCUGGUUAUCCACGGUUUGUUGUUUGGAUAGCAGCGGACCUCCUUAGUGGGGAUGGUGUUAUCAAUGCAGAACCCGAUGUACUCAGAGAUACAGUCAGUCAUGCCAUCUAUGUCCUCACCAUGUGGCUCAUACAGGGCAUCCCAGUCCGUGGCCUCCAGCGCUCCACGUAGUGUUUCCAUGGCCUCAUGAGACCAUUUCCUCACUGUCUUCACUGUAACUGGAUGCUGCUGAACCACAGGCUUGUAUAAUGGCGAGAGCAGGACUAGGUUGUGGUCUGACCUGCCCAGUGGUGGCAGGGCAGUGGCACUAUACGCAUCCUUAACAUUUGCGUACAGCAGGUCCAAAGUCUUAUUUUCACGAGUAGUGCAUGUCACAAACUGGUAGAAGGUUGGGAGUGUGGAUGAGAGGGAGACGUGGUUAAAGUCACCUGUGAUGAUGAUGAAAGCCCCAGGGUGUUGUGUCUGUAAUCCUGCAGUCACAUUGUGAAUAGCAUCACACGCUGCUUCUGCGUUUCCAGACGGGGGGAUAUAAGCAGUUAUGGCGAUAACACUGGUAAAUUCCCUCGGCAAAUAAUAUGGACGAAGUCCGACGGCGAUGAGCUCGAUGUCCGGGCUGCAGAUCCGCUCUUUAACCGUAACGUGCCCGGGGUGACACCACCUGUUGUUCACGAGCACGGCGACGCCUCCUCCUUUCUUCUUGCCGGUCGCCGCGGUGUCUCUGUCGGCUCGGACCGUCUGGAAGCCAGGGAUGGUGACGUUCGAGUCCGGUAUCUGCUCGUGCAGCCACGUUUCCGUAAAACACAUGAUACUGGACUCUCGGUACUCCCGCUGUGUCCUGGUGAGCGCUUCCAGUUCGUCCACUUUAUUCGCCAGUGAUCUCACGUUUCCAGUGAUGACUGCAGGGAUGUAGGGUUUAAACUUCCUCUUCUUCAUCCUUCGUUUAAGCCCCGCUCUGCAGCCUCGCCGUCUCCUCUUAAGCUCCUCAGGUAUGGAGGGUCUCUCCCCGGCCAAGGGAGUCGCGUAUCUGAGGGCCAUCAGCUGUUCGCGGGUGUAAACAAUGCCAGCGGUGUUGCAGGCAUGACUCCCCGUGAUCCGGAGAGACAUAAGUACCAUUAAAAAGAGACCAAGAUGUACAAUCCUUUGGAAAAAGUAUCUUGUCGUAGUGCGUGACGAUGAUGUGCAGAACUGUAUAAAAAUUAAGUUAAAAAAUAAACAAUAAGCGCAAUAAAAACACAAUAAAACGUUAGAAGUAUCCGGAGCUACUACAACAAGCUGCCGCUAGGACGGCGCCAUCUUGAGGGAGCUGCCUAAAGCCCCCACAGUCUGGUGCAGUGGGUGAGAGGGAUUGUCCAUGAUGGAUACAAGCUUUGUUAACAUCCUCCUCUCACCCACCUCCUCCAGGGAGUCCAAAGAACAGUCCAGGACAGAACGGGCCCUCCUGACCAGUCUAUUCAGUCUCUUCCUGUCCCUCUCAGUGCUACCCGCCCCCCAGCAGACCACUGCAUAGAAAAGUGCAGAUGCUACCACAGAGUCAUAGAAAGUCCUGAGCAGAGUCCUGCACACUCCAAAAGACCUCAGUCUCCUCAGCAGGUGGAGACGACUUUGGCCCUUUUUGUACAGAACGUCUGUGUUUGUUGACCAGUCCAGUUUGUUGUUGAGGUGAACACCCAGGAAUCUGUAGGACUCCACCAUCUCGAUGUCCAGACCCUGGAUGUUCACUGGAACAGUCUGAGGUGUCCUCCUCCUGCGUAAAUCCACAACCAUCUCCUUUGUCUUACUGGCGUUGAGCUGGAGGUGGUUUGUGCCACACCAGUUGACAAAGUCAGUGAUGACAGUCCUGUAUUCCCGCUCAUCCCCUGACGAUCACAUCCGACGAUGGCUGUGUCAUCAGAGAACUUCUGGAGGUGACAGCUCCCAGAGUUGUAGCUGAAGUCCGAGGUGUACAGGGUGAAGAGGAAGGGGGAGAGCACUGUCCCCUGUGGAGCCCCCGUGCUGCAGACCACCAUGUCCGAUACACAGUUCUGAAGCCUCACAAACUGUGGUCUGUCGGUGAGGUAGUCCACGGUCCAUGCGGCUAGGUGACAGUCCACUCCCGCCUGCUCGAGCUUCCCCCUGAGCAGUGAAGGCUGGAUGGUGUUGGACGCACUGGAGAAGUCAAAAAACAUGACCCUCACAGUGCUGCCGGUAUUAUCCAAGUGGGCCAUGGUCCUCUGCAGCAGGUAGAUGACUGCGUCAUCCACCCCGAUGUUCGGCUGGUACGCAAACUGCAGAGGAUCCAGAUGAGAGCUCACCAGGGGGCGGAGGUUCCUCAGCACGAUACGCUACGACCAAAUCUCACGACAGGUCUGACAUUGUGUACGCAAAUUUGAGUCACUGUGGAUCUGCGGUGCAGCAAAUGUCUGUCUCAAAAUCAUUGAUAUACAAACCUCAAACCUGUCAUUAAGCACAAUCAGCCAGAUUUCAUUAAAGAUUAAGACGUAAAUAAAAUAAAAUGCCACAGAGCAGGAGCGCCGUUUCAACAUUACGCACACGCGCCAUGUGGAGCGCUGCGUUUGACUCCUAAAAGGCAGGUGUCUCUAUCUUGGUCCAGCAGCGGGGACAUUGUUGUACACUCCUGAAAGGGUGUGGGACAUCAUUUGAGCCAGUACAGUUUUGCACAAUGUUACACUGGCGAAUGGAGUGCCGUUGGCUGUGCCGGUGCAACGUGAGGACCUGAUGCCCGAACAAUAACAAGGAGAGACUCCACAAAGGUGCUGUACAGAGGAGACAGGACCUUAUCGAUGGAUUCUGAUGUAAAAUAUAAGUUUAGAAAGUGCUCUUGCUGUUUAAUCAGUGAUAAAAAUCCAAUAGAAAUCCAUAAAAAUGUGCCUCAGGGGCAGCAACACACCGUUUGGUGACGUUAAUAAUUAUUUUUGGUCAGCCUCUGUCAGACUCUCCAGUCUGCUUUACAUUACAAAGACGCAGCAAAUUAAAAUUAAAUACUUUCAGUAAUAGGAGCAACGUACCCUGUUUCAUGGCAAUAAAAAAUAUGAGGCAUGUAUGAGAAUAAUUAAUAAAUAAUUUAUCAUCAUGAGCAAUUUAUUGACUAAUGAUUUAUUCAAACUUCAGCCACUGUCCACUAUUCAAGCGGACAGGAGUAUUUUGGACUGCUUUUAGACCAGUUUUGAUGCUUCCAAAGAGAAAAUCCUUGUUAGUUUCCACCACAGAUGUGAGGAUAUCCACUUUCAGCUCGAAAAAGUUUCACAUCUUUCUACUAUUUCUACUCUUUCAUGUUUGACCUCGGUGGCCGAGGCUUCUGAACCACGAAUAUUUAAGGGCGUAAACAUGUUAAUGAUGAUCGAUUUCAGACGCCGCAUUUAUCAAGACCGGAACAUACGUAUGCUGGGAUUGGUCAGAUACGAACCCUUUCAUAAAUCUCACGGGUGUCCUAUCGUAUGAUGAAUCCUGCGCUCAGAUCUGCGCAAGAUUGAUAAAUGAGGGCCUUUGUGUUUGUGCAGCUCUUGCUCCACAAAGUACAGUCAUAUUAACCCUCUGUUAUAACCUUCUCUCUCUCACUCUCUUUCUCUCAGGAGUUUGCAUCCACAGUAGAGAGGCUCUUCCCUUAUGUCACUCUGGUCUUUAAAGAACUGAACUGGCCCCCUUCAGCCCCACAGACAGUGACAGGCUUAUCUUUAUCUCAGAGGCCGGCUCUACAUCUGAACACUGCAGCACUGCCAAAAGGACAAGAGACCCUGAGCUUUGUGGUGGACCUCAUGGACAGAUAUGACCUUAUAGUGGAAGACGACAAAAUAAACAGUGCUGGAGUUUUAGCAGACUUGAAACAACUUAUAACCCAGGGCAAAAGGAGAGCUAACACAAACAUCUACAUACUCAACAACCAACCUUAACCCUUCAACAUGAUCCCUUUCAAACUUCACGCUGCUGCUGCUGCUAGUGUAAAAAUCUCAGCUUAUCUUUGUAUGAUGGUCCAAAAUCAGUAUGCUAUCUCAUUAAGUCAAAUUAUGGGUGAAAUUCAACAGACACUGGAAAAUAACAGCUUUAAAUCACGUAGAGAGGCUGAUUUAAGAUGGCGUUUGGUGGGGUCUCUUCAGUUUUUUCACAGCUGAUUAUUAAUCAGUGACCCUGGCCCUCAAACUUAACUGGACUAUCUGGAUUUACAGUCUGAAACACACAUUAUAGCAUCUAAUCAGACCCUGGCUUUUAUUCUUAAGUAGUUCAUUUUAACUUAAUACUAGUUUAUCAUUCUAUUAGGAAGAUGGGGAGGAAAAAAAACUUUCUAAAUUUUCUGAGCUGAUUUGCCCUAAAGCAGGGGUCAUUAGACAGCAGUAGGGGUAAGGGUUAUGACUUAGACCCCAUUAAAAACCAUAUUUGGAUCAGAAUAGUUUUGAGAGUUAGGGAUCUGGUGAGCAAGAGUGAGAUUAUGCAGGCUGAUGGUUUAAGUGAAAUGUGCGAACGGCCUUCAGACACAAGGAAAAGAAGCAUUCUGUCAGAAGAAAAGGAGAAAUUUCUCCUAAGGAAAGUUAAACCCACUCUAUGAGGUAGUAUGUACUGUACCUACAGACUGUUUUGAGGAUUCCCACUUGGCUGUAUUAAAGAGACGGUGCACAUAUGUUGGGAGGAUUAUUAGUAUAUGAGCAGUGUCAUGAUAUGGUCUGUUUACUUAGUUUUCUCCUGGGGCCUUAUUUAUCAAUCGUGCAUAGAAAAGGUUCUAUAUUCUUGCGUAGGAGUGAAAUUUAGAAUAUGCAUAAGUAAAAAAAAAAUCUGUAUUUAUCGGCCCAAUUCCAAACUCCACCCUAAGCCCUCAAGCCCUGCACCCUCAUUAGCUUAAGUUAAGUCAGCUGGUAAGUGCUUGAGUGUGGGAGGGUUCAAGGGCUCCAAAAGGGUAUAAAAGCAAUGGAACAGCCCUCUGUGAUGUCCCAAGUUACCUUGACGACAGACGACAACGUUGCCGUGACAACCAAAGAUGCGACUGACACUUGCCUCUCUGGGCCUCUUAAUUCUCCAUUUAUUUUGCGGCCAGCGACGUCGCAGAAGAAAGGCCAACAUUGUUCCGCUCCUUUUGCACACACUUGCUCUUGAACAUGGACAACAGGUAAUUGGUAAAUAAUGAUUAGAUUGAUAAAUUAUAAAACCAGCAUUAAUGAUAGGUUAAGUGAUAUUGAAUGGUUAAAAGGUUGAAGCACUAGAUUCUGAAAGUAAUCACUGCUUUAGAGUGUUAGUUCAGUAUAAGAUGUAUUGAUUCAGAUAAAAGUUUGAAGUAAAAAUCAAUUGUCUUUGUUAUAAGAAUAACGCAUGCGUGUGUGUAUAUAUGUAUGUAUAUAUAUAUAUAUAUAUAUAUAUAUAUAUAUAUAUAUAUACAUAAUCUUAUAUCUAUGUUAAUGUAGUGCAUUCUUGUUCAUUUUGGCAUUCCAGCGCCCACCAUACACGAUGCAGAACAUCCAUGAUAGUGAUUGUGGUAAUGCAAGUAACAGACAAUAUGAUCAUUAUAACUUUAACACUUUUGAACAUACUGACUAUAAAUUAAAUGAGAUUGGACAUGAUAUUGACCCGGAAAAUAACUUUUACAAUUCUAUAAGUAAUAACUGCCAGUACUACACUGUGUGCACAAUUAUUAGGCAAGUUGUAUUUUUGAGGAUGAAUUUUAUUUUUGAACAACUGCAGUGCUCUCGGUCAAUCCAAAAUGUUAAUAAACCUCAAACCUUAAUAUUUAAGGGAGUAAAAGUGAGAUUUUGGCUUCCUUAGGAGAAUAUCUAUGUGUGCACAAUUAUUGGGGGCAGCUAUUAGUGUGCAGAAUUAUUAUGCAACUAAAUCAAAAAUGAAAAAUUUUCCAUCUCACUUGUUUAUUUUCACUUGUUCAAGUGUGAAUGAUAAACAAACAACUCAAUUUACAAAUAAAAAUUGUUGAAAUUAAAAAAAAAAAAUCAGUGACCAA
Messenger RNA from Xyrichtys novacula (pearly razorfish), 38861 nucleotides. The record is from the annotation of a GenBank genome assembly. Lineage: Eukaryota; Metazoa; Chordata; Actinopteri; Labriformes; Labridae.